Mycosarcoma maydis (corn smut) is the source of this 795-nucleotide messenger RNA. RefSeq lists its product as uncharacterized. Gene Ontology annotation, molecular function: oxidoreductase activity. The record is from RefSeq and is a predicted model, not a curated record. NCBI's taxonomy places the organism in Eukaryota, Fungi, Basidiomycota, Ustilaginomycetes, Ustilaginales. The transcript has 2 exons. The coding region runs from base 1 to 795 and encodes 264 amino acids.
AUGAGCAAGCAAGAACUCCUGCUUCAAGUGACGACAGACGUCAUCUGCCCGUGGUGUUUUGUAGGCUCUCGCCGGCUCAAAGCGUUUCUGAACUCGGAAGACUACAAGACGCAGAUCGCACCACAUGUACGGCUUGUGCUCAAACUCGAGCCUUACAUCCUCGACCCACGAUUACCCGCUACGUCCUACGAUACCCCGGACAAGUACUACGACGCAAUCGAAACAACCCCCUACGAUAAGAAUGUACCGCCGACAAAGAAGUUCUACUACGGCUCCAAGUUUGGUGGCGGUUUGGAUGCGUUCGAUGCUAAGAUCUCCGCAGCAGCCAGCGAGUUGGGCAUGCCAAAGUUUGAUUGGACCAGCGAGGGCAAAGUAGGAGCGACGUGGAACGCGCAUCGGUUGGUGUUGAAGGCGGGCCAGUUGGAUGAGCAGAACAACAGCAGGGCGGACAGAGAUGAUCUAGAGACUGCCCUGCAGUCGUUACAGAUGCGAUUCAUGGAUCGCUUCUAUCAAGACUUUCAUUCGAACAGCAAGGACAUGUCAGACAAUACGUACCUGGCCGGAGUAGCCGAGGAGCUCGGACUGUUUGACGCGCAAGAAGCCGCGCUGACAUGGCUCGAAUCGGACGACCUUGAGUACGAACUCGGAAACAAGCUCCAGCAGGCCGAAAUGAAUGGCGUUCAGAGUAUCCCCUUCUACAUUGUCAACGAUGGUGCCGACCAUAUGAGCGAGACCGGCUCCCAUGGAUCCUUUCUGAAAAUGAUGCAGAUGGCUGUUGCGCCUUACGUGCGUUGA